AUGAGCAGAGCCGACGAGGCAAGCGGCAGCGACUUUGCCUCGUCUUCGGACGAAGAGGGGCAGCAAGUCAGAGCGACUCGUAGAGCGUUCGUUGUGUGCAAGGUGUUCCCAACCCUUGAAGAGGCGCAGAUUGGCAUCGACGUCUUAGACGGGUUCCACUACAAGUACAAACACAACUACGGCAAUGCUGGCAACGGUGGAAGGCGAAGCCCGGACGAAAGCGGAGCUCAGUUUGUUUUGGAGGAGACAGACAUGCAUGGAGACGAAGAUCAAGAUAUUCAGCGCCGUGGAAUUCACGGUGCGCUGAAGCGAGAGAUCGACAGCAUCCUGUUCGGCGGCGCUGGACCAAAGAAGUGCCGGAAGCUGCUGCUAGAUCGUCACGGAGACAACCCAGUCAUGCUUCAGCAUUUACCCACGGAAAGUCAGCUCAAGAACCGAAAAGCUGGACUCCGGAAGAAACAGUCAGAGUGGGCGUACACACAUUUGUGUACAUCGAAGAGUGACUUCUUUGGUCACGAAGACGACAUCAGCGCUGCGGACGCCGCAACGCAGUUUGCCAACAAGUCCCGCCAGUUUCAGCACGGUGUGAUCGUUCUUGAGUGCUUUGAACACGACUUCAUUGACCAGGAUGGCAAGGCAGUAAAGUCUUUCGGGCUCAUAUUGACUUCGCGUCACAUGCUCCUGAGCAUUCCCAAGGCCUACGAAUGCCAGCAGGAUAUUGGCGUCUUGGGUGCUACGGAUGGAACAUAUAAACUGCAUUUCGGUGGAUGGACCCUCGUAGACUUUGAGACCUACACGACGCACUAUUCGCGAAAACAGUACUCCAAAACAUUUGUCCCUUGGAUGUAUAUGUUUGUCAAGACAGAGCAUCAGACGGCGUACGCAACGCUUUUUCGGACUGCCAAGCACUUUACCCGACUGUUUUUCGGAGUCGAUUUAGCCCUUGCCUAUGGCAGCCUCGAUAGGACCCAAGGCAUUGCGAACGCUUUUAAGGAGGUUUGGCCUGAUGUAAUUCUCCUUAAUUGCUACCCGCACCUCGUGCGGAAAAGUCGAGAGAAGAUCAAGCUACUCAAGGACCCUGCGUUCUACGAAGACAACGUGCUACCGGACAUUCGCUAUCUCAGUAAAGCUCGCUCGGCCAAGCAGUUCAAGGCGCUCAGUAAACUCUUUCUCGAGUUUUGGAUCCAACAAAACGAGCGAGACUACGCCAAGUGGUUCGAGGACAUUUACUUGGGUGACACGUGGGGGAACUGGUUCUACGUCGCCGCCGCCGCAGGCAUUACACCGUCCCAGAAUGCCCUUGAGGCUCAUCACCGCGUGAUCAAGAAGGUGUGUGUCGGGACGCUUCGGGCAAGUACAUCGGUCGUCUUGAACGACUCAAUUCCUCGUAUUCUUGGUCUCCAAGAAAGCGAGCCGGCUCGCCCUGCUCUAAAUCACUUCUCGGAAGGUCCGUUCAUGAGUGGUGUAGUAGCGCGCGCGCAAACGCUUGUCCAAGAGAAGUCUAAUCACUACAUGAUCAAGGACACGGGCGAAUUCGUGGUAUCGCCCAAGAACAUUCACAGUGCUGUUUUGAACCGCGACCGUGCCACAAUCUACAGGAACUCCAUCAACGGCAAACUACCGCCAGGGAUGACUGUAAACCUGGUGGAAUUGCACUGCUUGUUCAUUCACCAAGUUCGAUUACUGCGCAGAGAUCCACUGCUCGAUGGUGGAAUGAUAACGGCUGCACCAUCAAUCCCCUCCCAAACAAUUCAGGCGAUUCGGAAGAAGUACGUGUGCGACUGCGCCCUGUUUUAUCAAACAGGGUGGCAAUGCUCCCAUGUCGUCGCUGCCAUGACAUUGCAGAAGGAGAUCAGCAUUCAAGGGAUGCUAAAGGCGUUGCCAACGAGAAAGCUAAGUGGUGGAGUUCUUAAGUACCCUGCCAGACCCCUACAUUGGAACCUCAUGAAGGAAUCCAAAAUUCCCGAUGACUCCGGUAGUGAGGUGGAGCAGUUUCUGUUGGGAAAGGGGAUCUCGUGGGGGGAGACCAACGACGUCUUCUUCUGGAUGACGAAGUUUUCCAACGGUGCACAAGUCAAGCUGGAGUGCCAAGAGUUAGCCGAGUGUCUUACCAGGGCCUACACCCAUGGUGCAGAUGUUGCUGGAGCCGUGGCCUAUUAA
Phytophthora sojae is the source of this 2160-nucleotide messenger RNA. RefSeq lists its product as hypothetical. Gene Ontology annotation, molecular function: zinc ion binding. NCBI's taxonomy places the organism in Eukaryota, Oomycota, Peronosporomycetes, Peronosporales, Peronosporaceae. The record is from RefSeq and is a predicted model, not a curated record. The transcript has 9 exons. Bases 1 to 2160 code for a protein of 719 amino acids.